GUUCAAAAAACUGGGGGUUCAAAAUUUAUAUUCUAGUUUUAAUUGCCACGUAGUAGUUUGUUUCUUUAAGCCAAACCCUAGAUAAACCCCUCUUUUGUGAUUUUGGCUUCAAUUUUGCAAACCCCCUUUUCUCCUCCUCAGUGGUGUUAGGCGAUUUAGCAAGCUUUGGGUGAAGAUGGAAAUCGAUAGGGCUGAUGGGCGGACGGCGAACCAGUUGAGGCCGUUGGCUUGUUCUCGGAAUGUUCUUAAUCGAGCUCAUGGUUCUGCAAGUUGGUCUCAGGGGGAGACUAAAGUUCUUGCUGCGGUUUAUGGACCUAAAGCUGGAACGAACAAGAAUGAGAAUCCUGAGAAAGCUUGCUUUGAAGUCAUUUGGAAGCCAAAAACGGGGCAGAUUGGAAAAGCGGAAAAAGAGUAUGAGAUGAUAUUAAAGAGAACUAUUCAAAGCAUUUGUCUUUUAAAUGUCAAUCCAAAUACUACAACUUCAAUUAUAAUCCAGGUUGUCCAUGAUGAUGGUGCUCUACUCCCAUGUGCCAUAAAUGCAGCUUGUGCAGCCCUUGUGGAUGCCAGUAUCCCCAUGAAGCAUCUUGCUGUUGCAAUAUGUUGUUGUGUAGCACAGAAUGGUUAUGUUAUAUUAGACCCUAGCAAGCUAGAAGAGCAGACGUUUAAGGCCUUUGCAUAUUUGGUUUUCCCGAAUUCUAUUAUUUCAUUACCUUCUGAAGCAUCACCAAAACCAGUAAGUGAGCCGAUGGAACAUGGGAUUAUUACAUCCGUUACUCGAGGUGUAAUGCCAGUCGAUGAUUAUUUUCACUGCCUGGACCGAGGGCGUGCUGCGACUUCCAAGUUGUCCGACUUUCUACGGAAGAAUUUACAUCUGCAAACUCCAACUGAUCCAUCUAAAGCCGGGUAAUGUCAAAUUGUAUAAGGAAACCCAAGAAUUUGGAAACUGUUGAUGCUUUCUAGUAGUUGCUGCUUUAUGCCGAAAAUUAGUAACACAUGGGAAACUUUAUAAUUAACAUGAAGCAAUACUAUGUCAGACCAGCGCUUAUCACGGAAUCUUGGCUUGGUUCCAAGGUAUUGAUUUAAUGUCAGCAUACAUAGUAAAAUUUCAAGUAUAGAGACCAGUUGGAUAGCAGGCUGACGAUGUCUUAAACAUUUGUUUGCUAUCCCUGAUAAAGUUGAUUACAUUUCAUGUUUACUGUUAACCUAGCCAAGCCAGAAGAACAAUGUGUGUCGAAACUUGUGAAACUAUAAUUUUUUAAUUUUAUAAUUUGCUCAGGCUGUUUCAUA
Daucus carota subsp. sativus is the source of this 1287-nucleotide messenger RNA. RefSeq names its product exosome complex exonuclease RRP46 homolog. Lineage: Eukaryota; Viridiplantae; Streptophyta; Magnoliopsida; Apiales; Apiaceae. Gene Ontology annotation, cellular component: cytoplasmic exosome (RNase complex); nuclear exosome (RNase complex); nucleolus. The coding region runs from base 176 to 907 and encodes 243 amino acids. The record is from RefSeq and is a predicted model, not a curated record. Gene Ontology annotation, biological process: nuclear mRNA surveillance; poly(A)-dependent snoRNA 3'-end processing; rRNA catabolic process. The transcript is spliced from 9 exons.